This is a messenger RNA of Canariomyces notabilis, 1723 nucleotides long. Its product is annotated as glycosyltransferase family 4 protein. The record is from RefSeq and is a predicted model, not a curated record. Bases 48 to 1574 code for a protein of 508 amino acids. Gene Ontology annotation, molecular function: alpha-1,3-mannosyltransferase activity; GDP-Man:Man(1)GlcNAc(2)-PP-Dol alpha-1,3-mannosyltransferase activity. The transcript has 2 exons. Lineage: Eukaryota; Fungi; Ascomycota; Sordariomycetes; Sordariales; Chaetomiaceae. Gene Ontology annotation, cellular component: endomembrane system.
CAGCACCUCCCAGACCUCAGGCCAGGGGUAACAAUGCCGUCGCCACCAUGCCCGACGACAAGAAGCCGCAAAGCAAGACAAUAGUCUUUUUGCACCCGGAUUUGGGCAUUGGCGGGGCAGAGCGGUUGGUAGUGGACGCGGCCGUGGGACUGCAGAAACGUGGGCACAAGGUCGUCAUCUUCACAAGCCACUGCGAUCCCGCCCAUUGCUUUGAAGAGGCCCGAGAUGGCACCCUCGACGUCCGCGUGCGCGGCAACACGCUCGUUCCUCCAACACUCCUAGGCCGCUUCUCCAUUCUGUGCGCCAUCCUGCGCCAGGCGCACCUGAUUCUGCAAAUCGCCCUCUUCACCUCCGAGCUCGCCCGCCUCAGCUCAGACGCCUUCUUCGUCGACCAGCUCAGCGCCGGCCUUCCGCUGCUCAAAACCCUGUGCCCGUCGGCCCCAAUCUUCUUUUACUGCCACUUCCCCGACCUGCUCCUGGUCCAGGGCCGCGCCCGCCCGUGGAAGCGCCUCUACCGCAUCCCCUUUGAUUGGCUCGAACAAUGGAGCAUGGGCUACGCCGACGCCAUCGCCGUGAACUCGGCCUUUACCAAAUCCAUCGUGUCUCGAACCUGGCCUAAACUGGCGCAAAAGCGCGACUUGCAGGUUGUGUACCCCUGCAUCGACACCACCACCACAUCCUCCUCCUCCGCCACCGCCAGCAAAACGGACAAUCAGCAAACAGCAACCGACAACGCGCAGCCAUUACCAACACAACCCCUCCCCUGGAAGAACCACGGCCUGCUCCUCUCAAUAAACCGCUUCGAGCGCAAAAAGAACAUCGCCCUGGCCCUGCACACCUUUGCCCUCCUCCCCCAAACCCCCAAAACCCGCCGCGCCAAGCUGGUCCUCGCGGGCGGGUAUGACCACCGCGUAGCCGAGAACGUAGCCUACCACACCGAGCUGUGCGCGCUGGCUGACAGCCUGGGCCUGAAGCACGCCACGGCCAAGACGCUCGUUUCAGCGCUGAAGCUGAUGCGUGACGACGACGACAAUGAUGAUGAUGAUGAUGACGGCAAGGGGGAUGGGAUCAGGGUCCUAUUCCUCCUGUCGGUGCCCACGGCCUUGAAAGAAUUGCUACUUGCCUCGGCUACGCUGCUGCUCUAUACGCCCAGGGAUGAGCAUUUCGGGAUUGUGCCGCUUGAGGCCAUGCUUCGCGGCGUGCCGGUGCUUGCGGCGGAUAGUGGCGGGCCGAGGGAGACGGUUGUUGAUGGGGUGACGGGGUGGUUGAGGGAUCCGGGGAGGCCGGAGGAGUGGACUGAGGUUGUGAGGAGGGUUUUGGAGGGGGAGGUUGGGGAGGAAAAGUUGGAGGCUAUGGGCAAGGCGGGCAGGGAAAGGGUGAAGGAGAAGUUCGCUGAAGGCCAGAUGGCGGAAAGGUUGGAGGGGAUCUUUGAGAGGAUGGUGGAUAAGCGGAUGAUGGAUUCCCUCGCGGCUUCGGAUCCGAGGGCGAUGUUGGCGUCGCUGGUGCCGGUGUUCUUGGCGGGGGUGGUUGCGCUGGGAGGGCUGCUUGCUGCUGUGGUGAUGCGGCGGGGGUAGUAAGAGUAAGAUUCACGGUAGUGUUGUAAGAGAGCCUACCUCAAGUGGUUUUCCUGUUGUUCCUCCAUUCCAGUGUCAGAAUCGUGACAAGUACCGCAUCAUGUUUCUCACCUUGUCCUAGCACACCCAAUUCACGUGAACAAAACAAG